Messenger RNA from Notothenia coriiceps (black rockcod), 3828 nucleotides. It is a transcript of the gene tomm5, whose product is annotated as translocase of outer mitochondrial membrane 5 homolog (yeast). Gene Ontology annotation, biological process: regulation of transcription by RNA polymerase II. NCBI's taxonomy places the organism in Eukaryota, Metazoa, Chordata, Actinopteri, Perciformes, Nototheniidae. Gene Ontology annotation, molecular function: DNA-binding transcription factor activity, RNA polymerase II-specific; protein binding; RNA polymerase II cis-regulatory region sequence-specific DNA binding. Gene Ontology annotation, cellular component: mitochondrial outer membrane translocase complex. Bases 1616 to 3547 code for a protein of 643 amino acids. The record is from RefSeq and is a predicted model, not a curated record. The transcript has 2 exons.
CUUCGUGCGAUUUGACCCUCGGUGCGCACCAUCGUUCGUCGUCACUUCCCUUUUUACGCACUUCCGGUUAGGAUUAUUCCUCCAUGCUCCGCAACGUUGAAUUUUCAACACGAAAGACAGAUUUAAGAAAAAGACCAAAUAAACCACAGCCAUAAUGUUCAAACUGGAAGGACUCGGGCCUAAAAUGGACCCAGAGGAGAUGAAGAAGAAAAUGAGACAAGAUGUCGUCUCAUCUGUACGAAACUUCCUUAUUUACGUCGCCCUUCUCAGAGCCACCCCAUAUGUGUUAAAGAAGCUGGACAGCAUAUGAGUGGAGCAGCAGGUCUCUUCUUCCGCCAUGCACUGAGAGUUUACUCCAUCAGAGACAGUAUGAGCCAUCUUCAUCAGACUACCGGGGCAACAACAGCAAAUCCUGUUGGAGAUGAUCAAAGUCUGUCCAUCACUGCACCUGAAGAAACACCUUGUUUUCAUUUGUCAUGUGUUGUUGAAUACUUUAGUCUGCCUUUCUUGUGAAACACAUUGUGGUCAUUGUUAAAUGCAAAGUCUAAAUGUGUGUAUGCCUGCUGUGUUCACACAUCAAAGGGGAAACAUGUUGUUUUUGAUUUACAUAACAGAUUGUUAAACGGCAACAAAACGUUCAUGAUAGGGUUUCAAACCUUGAAUCUGACAUCACUGAAAAUAAAAAAAUUGCAUAAAGGAUUUGGACGUGAUUCAUUGUCUUUUUCUGAACUGAUAACAGAGAUCUUCAACAGCAACAAACAUAUUUUCUUGACUUGGCCUCUAGAUUAAUUUAACCUUUGCCUUGGUGUUUAUUUAGAUCCAAAGAUCAAAAAUACUGUAAUAUUGUUAACUAAAAUACUAGUUUGCUAGGAGUCAUGGGAACAUGAAUUGAUAAGCACUCUUGUGUCAAAUCGAAUCUGCUUCGGGUUUCUAAUUGGAGUAAUAAAGCCCAAGGACAUUGAUAAUGCAAAUAAAAAGAUCAAUUGUUUGAUUUGUACAGUAUAUCAACUUGACUUGCAGUGUACUAUAACAAUUACAACAUAAUUUGAUGAGAAAUCAAAUUGACAAAAUUCGAUAUUGAGAAAGUCGAAUGUAGAUGCAGUUCAGCAAAAUGGCCACCAGGGGGCGGUGUGGUUUCAUCCCAAGGGUUGAUGAGACAACAAACGAUGGAGGACAGUAGACGCUAAACCGGGUGAGAGUUAGGUUGUAGGGCUCUGGAUUAUUAGCAGAAAUGGUAACCAUAAUGAAAGCAACAUUAGGAUAACAUAUUUUUGUCAGUGAAAGAAGAACCUAGUCUGUACAGAUAUCCGGCUGUUCUCGGAGACGAAGCCUGAAACCGAGUCGCAUCCUCCGUGUUCUUGUUGCACUAGGCCCGCCCAUCCUCCACAGCAUCCCAGGCAGCUACAACAGACAACAGACCGCACAUCACACCGGAGUUAGGCUCCUUUGGAAAGCCAGUGUCCAGUCAACCUGAGGAAGUUUUCAGCAGAUGAGGGGUAAAUAACAAGAAGUUUGACAGCUUUGCUCCAGACAAUGCCCUUCAUUGUGUUAUUGAAUUUACACUAGUGCCACGGAUGCUAUACAAUACACCUGUAUUAAAGAACCUCCACCGCCUAUGAUGGACUUCCCAGGUCAUUUCCAGCACAUUUUCAAGCAGCUCAACCACCAGCGCCUCCAUGCUCAGCUGUGUGACUGUGUGGUGGUGGUUGGAGGUCAGAGCUUCCAGGCUCACCGCUCCAUCCUGGCAGCAUCCAGCUCCCACUUCAGGGCUCUCCUGAGCUCCAGUGACGACGAGGUUGGAGCGGAUCCAGGUGGAGGCCCCAGUGUGAUGGAACUAGAUCAAGAGGUGGUGACCCCUGAGGCCUUCUCGACCUUGCUGGACAUGAUUUACACCUCCACCCUCUCUCCUGGUGCCUCCAAUGUGAUGGAUGUACUGCUGGCAGCAUCACACCUGCACCUCAACACUGUCGUCAAGGCCUGCAAGCUCCACCUGUCCAGGAAAAACUUUCCUGCAUCGCCUCCAAAAGGCUGGAGGUCAUUGCAACAGCAGCAGGCAGAGAAGUCGGCCACAUCUGUCAUGGAGGAGCACAUCAGUGACGAGGAAGUGGGGGUGGAGGUUAGUCAGUCUGGUGGAGUUGAAGACCAGGGAGUGAGGAUGAGGGAACUAUCAUUGAGGAACAAGAGGAAGUCAAACAAUGACGGGCUCAGUGGCAGAAAGAGGUCCUGCAGACUGCCUGAGGGAAGCUAUAAUGAGUGUUCACCUAAUGUAAGCACCGUCAGUACAGAGGAGGGUGGAGAGCCGCCGCCGCUGCCCCCAGACUCCCUGAAGAUGAGCGAUGCUCUCUGGGAGAGCCGAGGCGAGGAGGAAGUGGAGGAGAAAUAUGAAGCAACCAAGGGAGAGUCAGAUGAAAUCCAGCUGCCAAGCCAAUCAGACAGCAGCACGAGAGGUGUAGGUGCAUGGGAUAUGGGCGGAGAUACUGUGGUCAAAAUACAGAUAGGAGAAGAAGGGGAGGAAGAUGGAGAGAAGCUGAAAAUUACGAUGAUUGAGGUAAAAAAGGAGAGCUCUUACUCCCCAGAUUUACCAGACAAUCGUCCUCUAUCUCCACCAGGCUGCACUGACCAUUUGGAAGCACAACUAAAUGAGGAGAAAAUGGCCGCAGCCUGCCCCACUGAGGCUGACGUUAGCUCUCUGCAAUCUCAGCUGUGCACAGAUCUUCAAACUGAUGCUAGAGAUCUGGGUGAGGAGUCAGUGGACGGUGAAGGCCUCGACAGCCUGUCAGAACUCGCUUUUUCCUGCUUCCUCAAUCCCAGCAGUGACAGCGUGAUGGGGGCUUUGGAGGAAGAAGACAGACUAGCUAGCCUCACUGCUGCUGCUACAGCUGCUGCCUCUGCCUCUUAUGCUGCUGGAGAACUUUGUCAAAACUCAGAGGAAAGCUCUCCUGCUCAGACCUCUGAUCCCUCUCUAGUGUUUCCGGUGACGUCUGUCCCCCUGCAGCAGCUUCUCCCCACUCAGGGCCCUGGUUUCAGCGAGACACUCAUCCUCCAGCCCGCUCAGAACUCUUUAUCAGGGUUCCUGAGUAGCAUCAAUCCAGGCCUCAGUCUGGAAACGUCCCUCAUCCAACCUUCCUGGGCCGGGAAAAGCUCAGGGGCGACAACCUUCAGACGCAUUGCCCCCAAAGUGCCGCCUGGAUCAGAAGCUGAUGGUUCCUCUGCGUCAGCGGGGGAUGCUGCUGAGCGGCAGCCUCUGACCAGAGCUUCUGACGAUGUUAUGUCCAAGUGCAAGAAAGCAGCUGCUGAAGACCUUGUGAUGUUGGUCGAAGGGGAGAAGAAAUACGCCUGCAAAAUCUGCUGCAAGACCUUCAUGAACCUGACUGACUGUAAGAAACAUAUUCGGGUCCACACCGGAGAAAAGCCCUAUCCAUGUCCUAAGUGUGGCAAGCGCUUCAGCCAGUCCUCCCAUCUGUAUAAGCACUCCAAAAACACCUGCCUGAACUGGAAGGAUGACCAAUCCUUCCCUGAUACCCUGCUAUCAACUGCUCUUAACUGAAGGGUGUUUUCUGGUUUGCACAACUCAUAGAACAAAAUGAACUCUGCAAGGUUGAUUAUUUAUUACCCCAUGAACUUAAUUAUAUGUUACAUGAAUUCAAAUUAAACUAGCUAAUGUUUUUUUGUGAUUUGUUAAAAAACUAUUGGAUAGAAAUGUAGCCAAACUGAUGAAUGCACUGAAAAUGUUCUCAAAGAAUAACUUGUUUUUUUACUGCUGUGUUAAGAGUGAUGAGAAUAAAUCAUUCACUUUACAUUUUUUGAGCAGAGUCAUUUCUAAUUAAA